Messenger RNA from Miscanthus lutarioriparius, 1296 nucleotides. NCBI's taxonomy places the organism in Eukaryota, Viridiplantae, Streptophyta, Magnoliopsida, Poales, Poaceae. The record is from the annotation of a GenBank genome assembly.
AUGCCGCCAUGGGUGGGCCACCAUACUGAGGAUCCACCAGGGCCUGGCCUGGAUCCGCGCCGCCCCGCCAUGGAUCCACCCGGCCUCGGCAUGGAUCUGCGCCGCCGAGCGCUGCGGAACCGGAGCAAUGGUUCAUCCUGGGCCGCGUCGUCCUCGAGCAGGCACGGCGCCAAUGCCUUGGUUGACCCUAACCUUGACCUCAAGCUACCGCUCGACAGGCCGCCGCCGCGCAUCACCAGCCUCACCGCGCUCACGAGGGUUGGCGUCGUCCGCGGCCAGCUCUCCAUCGUCGCCACCAGCAACAAGGACCUCCUCCUCCACGAGCUCGAGAGGCCCUCGGAGCCCAACAACCCGAACAUCUUCUUCCUGGCGGUCGGGAUCGACUUCAUGCCUGAUGAGCUGGCCGCCGCCGCCGGACGCAGCGUGUUCGACGUCACCGCCACGCGCCUCCUCAACCGCACCCCCGGAUUGCCCCACUUCUCCGGCGUCAGGAACGUCGGCUUCCUCAGUCGCCGCGGCGGCAACGGCACGUACGUGGUCGCGGAGCUCCAGGCCACCGAUCGCCAACCGGACAACACCGUCCCCUUCAUCACCUGCCGCUCUCACCAGGACCCGGAGAACGACACGUUGGAGUGGGAGUGGAACCAGACGUAUCUCAACUGGCCCGUCCUCGACGACGAGGCCAACCCGCAGUGGACUACCCACGACGUGAUCGCCCACGACAAUAAGCUCUGGUGGGUCAACCUCUCGCGGGGUCUCGUCGCCUGCGACCCGGCCCCGGUCCAACAACUACUGCCGACGCUGGAGUUCGUGGCGCUCCCGGUCCUCGCCGGGUUCGAGGACAGGCACGAGCCGCCGGCGCAAAUCGACAGGUACCGCAUCGUGGGUGUGAGCGCCGGCGGGAUGCGGUUCGUGGAUGUCGCUCGCAGGCGCAACGAUCCCGAGGGAGAGACGCGGGUGGUCGUCUGGACGCUGGACUUGCCACAGUUGGAUGAGUUGAUCAUCAACGCCAGGUGGGAGGGACAACCCCAGGCAGACGACGCUGGCGAACAUCUGGAACAGCGCCAACUACGUGCCGAUGCCGAGGGGGAUCCCCGUGGUCGCGCUUGUGCACCCCAACGAGCCCGCCGUCGUCUACUUCUUCCUGGAGCAGUACGUCUUCUCCGUCGACGUGAAUCAAAGCGCCGUCGUGCACUUCGCGGUGAUGCCGGAGGACGGCGUGCCACGGCCGAUCAACCGGCGAGACGUUCUCGCUUGGAAGCGCCCUCCCUUCAAAACAGUACGGUACUACUAUAG